GGGGAGUGGAGGGGGUUAAGUGAGAGUAAGCAUGUGAGAACUAUCUAGAGGUGACCUCGCAUGCUGGGAGGAUGUGAAGUGCUCAGGGGAAUAGCUGGUGCUGUUUCUAUUGCUGCUGCAGCAGCACCGAGUGAGCGUGUCUCAGGAAGGAAAUGGCAGCAGCAUCCUCUGCCUGCUCAGCAUCGAUCUCACCGCAGAGAGAGCUCUUUGAAGGUUAGACAGAUGAAUCAAACCAGCAAAUGGCUAGAGGUUGGCUUCUGUGCAAAGGUAGCCUGCAUUGAGGGACUGCGGCCUGGAGCCCCCACACUGUGCUGAAUGAGAGAAAUGUGAGCUUGCUGCAGUGCUGCAGUGCUGCUGCAGACAACACUGCGAUCAGAGGAAUGCAUUGGUAAACAGAGGGAUUGGAGAGACCAACCGACCGAACAAUUCACUCCUCUCACUCUCAGCACAAAAGCAAGGUUUGACAGGAGGAGUGUGAGGGAGUGGGAGGUCCGAGCCCGAUAAGAAACUAGAACGACCAGCUUGCCUGCUCUUCUGGCAAAUACAAGUAACGCGAUUUGAAGGAAGUAUCACAAGCAAGGAGCUGGCUGCUCACAGGCUGUGAGACCUCCUCAAUGAAUGAGAGCUUCGCUGUCACUGGUUCUGGGCUGUCAUAGAGAGGCAGCUUCUGGAACAUGCUGCAGGAGCCCGCCUGUCAUCUGGCUUUAGCAUCACAGCGUCUCAGUGCUGCCAGUGAUUGAGACCCCGGGAAGUGGGAUUAAAAGAAGGAGCCCUCUUUGUGGUCUUAUCGUGGAGGUCGCACCGAGGUGCACCUGCUCGACAGAUAUCGCAGCAUUUUCUUCUCGUCCGGUGGAGCCUGUCUGUGUUGGAGGAGACUGCAGCAUGUUUCCUGCCAAUUGUUGUGCAGCCUGAAGGUGCUGUAUGGAUCGUGCGAGCUCCUGGUACCUGGACAGAUGUCUGCAGGCUGCAGAGAUGGACAGACUAUGCGGUGAGUGCAUUCCCUACCUGUGAUCAGGCCUGCCCUGUGUGGGCCAGGAGCCCAUGGCGUGUCUCAAACAGCAGCAGGCUGCCAUCAAAAUGGAAGCCGUGAAGAUCAUGCCCUCGGAGAAGUUCGCCGAGCGCCACGGGCCGCAGCCCCGCUACGGGCCGCCCUGCCGGGAGCCGCCGCUGGUAGGGAAGUGCGUCUGGCCCCUGGAGUCGGAGAUCAUCGUGAACCAGGCCUGCACCGACAUGCCCAUCAUGGAGAACGGCAGGAGCGGCGCGGGCCUGAGCAGGACGCCGCCGCGCAGGGAGAAGUUCUGCCAGGGUCACCGCAAGGCCAGCUCCGAGAUCUGCUACCACCGCAAGACGCCGUCGGACGAGGUCAUUGUGAACCAGUACGUGCUUCACCAGUCGGCCAACUCUGAGCCCCUGGAAUGCCCGACCUGCUGCCACACGUACAACUUCACCAACAAGCGCCCGCGGAUCCUGUCCUGCCUGCAUUCGGUGUGCGAGGAGUGCCUGCAGAUCCUGUACGAGUCCUGCCCCAAAUACAAGUUCAUCUCCUGUCCCACGUGCAAGCGGGAGACCGUCCUGUUCACCGACUACGGGCUGGCGGCCCUGGCGGUGAACACCAGUAUCCUCAACAGACUGCCGGCUGAGGCCCUAUCCGCCAACCCGGUGCAAUGGAGCGGAGACGCCGACCGGAGCUGCUAUCAGACCUUCCAGCAGUACUGUGGAGCGGCCUGUAGCUGCCAGCUCAGAAACCCGCUGUCUUCCUGUGUCAUCAUGUAGCCCACAAUAAAAACAAGCAGAGGAGAAGGGCCUGUUUUCCCCUGCGCAAGAGGUGCUUGCGAAAGGAUUACUCCAAGACUUUUAAAACAACUCGCUGUGCAGUGCAGCGCAGCAUUCUAUAUGGUAAAUUCCUAUAACUACUCAAUCUCGCCUGGGAGUUUCUGUGUGUUUUCUGUGAAAUCAAGGUACAAAACCCAGAUGAAGUGGCAAGUAUUCUACCGUCUUGAUAUUUUGCCUGAAAGGCUGUGUUGCCAAGCAACCUGCACAUAGUGACUUUGACCUCGGAAUUGCUUCUUUCUGCACAAAUAAUAUACCAAGAUGUUUAAAACCAUGCCAAUGUAGCGUAAUGCCAGUCCUCCCGGACGCCAGCUAUAGGUUUGUAAAGCUUAAUGUGCGCUCGGUUCAGCAGUAUUCACCAGCCGAACGAAGCCCCUUCCAGCCCAGGCCGGCCAGCGACCUCCUCAGACCUUCACUAAGAUCGCGAACCCCGUUAGAAUAUUUUUGUAAACCAAAUUUUAGACGAAUAUCUUCUAAAAGGAAAAAAAAACAGUUCAACUCUAAUGCUGUUGUUUUUAAUUCGUGCAUUUUCAAAAUUGGAAACUGCUUGUGUAAAGCAUAAAGCACAGGCCCGUAUUUUAACCUAACCUCUCUGACGUCCACAACACUCAAAGCUGUCCGUGCUGUGUCAGCCCACAGUAGCCGCAAGGAGCCAGCCUCGUCUGUGCUGCUUUUAUUGGGGGGAAGGGGAAGGCGGAAGGGAGCUGGGCUGAAAAGGGUUAAAGUCCGGUUCUUUAUCAGACCAAUUUUGUCACGGUAACGAGAGAAUAAAACCUGUCACUGUGCGUCAGUGCGUCAAAGCGAAUGGCUUUGUUCUGCUCAGUGUCCUGUGCCACCACACGGCUCAAUCCAUACGCACCAAACCUAUUAACCCUUGUCAUCACAUGAAGUAUACAGAGCCCAUGUGGCCAGUGAUAAUAGUGAAUAUUGGAAAGCGUAUUGAGAGCAGGGUUAGGAUCACCAAGAACGUUUCUUUAUCGAUUGUAUUCUGUGAAUAAACUCAAAUACUAGAA
This is a messenger RNA of Callorhinchus milii (elephant shark), 2843 nucleotides long. It is a transcript of the gene rnf208, whose product is annotated as ring finger protein 208. Gene Ontology annotation, molecular function: ubiquitin protein ligase activity. Lineage: Eukaryota; Metazoa; Chordata; Chondrichthyes; Chimaeriformes; Callorhinchidae. The record is from RefSeq and is a predicted model, not a curated record. The transcript has a single exon. The coding region runs from base 1042 to 1773 and encodes 243 amino acids. Gene Ontology annotation, biological process: protein ubiquitination.